AUGGAGAUUCUCCUUUUUCUUGUGGGCUAUUUUGUCCAGUUUGCAGCAUCCUGCAUUUUGCUCUACAAGAUUUGGAAGCACAAAUCUAUCUAUGGACUGAGCAUCGACACUCAGGCAUCCUACAUGCUAGCCGUCGUGGCACGCUGCAUCUGGUCCAUGGAGACGAGAUUGGUGGAAACGAAGUUUGCAUACUUGGAGCUUUCGCUUUCCACAGCUGUGGCUGUUGCUCUUAGUUUCAUGUGCUAUCAGCUGCAGCACACCGCUCCCAAACAGUCCACGCCGUUCCUUCGAGCGUACGCGACGGCUCCUGCAUCCCUCGUCCUGGCCUUCUUCUUCCACCCCGGAGACGAAUGGCUGACGAUGCAGAUCCUGGUCUCGUAUACAAUGUUCCAGGAGGCUUUCGGGCUCUUGCCGCAGCUCUGGCUGAUGCGGAAAAUGCACGAGGUGGAGCCUUUGACGUCCCACUACGUUGGCCUCAUCGUAGUCGCACGCUUCAUCCGGAUGUGCUUCUGGGGGAAGAUGUACUUUCUAGGGGAGCACUUCUUGCAGCUCUUCUUCGCAGAUGUUCUCCACACCCUGCUUUCUGCCGACUACAUGUACUUGUGGUGCAGGAAGCUGCAGUACGGAGGCCGCCUCAUCUACAGCCAAAGUGCAGGGGUCAAGGUCUGA
Messenger RNA from Symbiodinium sp. CCMP2592, 669 nucleotides. NCBI's taxonomy places the organism in Eukaryota, Dinophyceae, Suessiales, Symbiodiniaceae. The record is from the annotation of a GenBank genome assembly.